Messenger RNA from Rhopilema esculentum, 5992 nucleotides. RefSeq names its product cilia- and flagella-associated protein 65. NCBI's taxonomy places the organism in Eukaryota, Metazoa, Cnidaria, Scyphozoa, Rhizostomeae, Rhizostomatidae. The record is from RefSeq and is a predicted model, not a curated record.
AGCAUAUUGAAACGAGGCCGACCUACAACCAUUGGCAACCUACAAAAACAACAUGGAUGCUACUUUGGAUUUUGGCGAGUUUAGCUCCAAAUGAAUAUCAGAAAAAAAAUGAGCAGCAUCUCACGAUCCCGAGCUUUAUAUUUUUUUGGAAGUCACGCUGAGGAUUUUAGUUAAUAUGCAACAAGUUUUGAAUAAAUUUGGUCUAGAGGCCACAGAAAAAGUCGUCUGGCAAGGAUGGCAGCCAGGAGGAGAAUACACGAAGAACAUCACGUUAAAAAACGUCGACAUCAAAGCGAAAAAGCUACGAUACAAGAUUCCAACAAGUCGAUUCUUUACCACGAAAUACCCACAACCAAUUAUCCUGAGUUCAGGUACAAGCAUGACCUUGCCAAUCACUUUCAGGCCACUGGAAAAGAACAUGUAUAAGGACAAGAUUGUCUUUGAAACAAAGGAGGGAAAAUUUUCAGUGCCAAUGACAGCUGUUUUACCUGAAGCAGAUUUAUUACUUCAAGAAGUUAUUGACUUUGGCUUUUGUGCAGUGAGUGAUAAGCUACAGAAAACCUUUGAUAUUCUCAAUUACAGUGAACUUGAAGUGUCAUUCAAGUUGACUUUUUCCAAUCCCUUUGAUAUAAAGCCAAACAAGGGAUUCAUACAACCAAAUUCAAAAGCCACAGUUACAGUGUAUUUCAAACCUCAGGCUGCAUAUGUAUACCAGUGUGCCGCAUCCUGCAAAUUUGGCUCUGAUAAUGACAAAGGGCAAACAAAAAACUUUUUUCUUCAAGGCACAGGAAAAUAUGCUUAUCUAAUCGUGAAAUAUGGAGAACAAGUUGGUCAUGAUAUAAAUAUUGAUUUCAAAAAUGUUGCUGUGAAUACAAUGUCAUCCAAAAUAAUUGAGCUGGUAAAUCAAACUCCAGUCAAUGCACCAUUCCAAGUCAUUCAGCCGUCACUUGACACAUCAGUUGACAAAGCAUUUCACUGUUCGCAGUAUCACGGAAUUGUGCCUGGAAAUAGUUCUUUAAACCUGAAGAUUGCAUACACCCCAAGCAUCUACAGCGUACCCCAGGCUGACUCGUUUCAGAUACUGGCCCUUGGUGCCACAAGUUGCGGCAUCAUUAAGUGUAUAGGUCAAGGAAGAGGCCCAAGUGUGACACUAGAUGCUUCAUCCAUCAGUUUUGGCCUCGCUGACAUUGGGAAGGAAGUAACAAGAGCCUUUCAGAUUACAAAUCAUUCACUGGUUGACGCAGUGUUUCAGCUUCAAAUUGAUAAUGAUUUCAGCGUAUUUCAUAUGGAUGUCAAAAGCGGUAAACUGAAAAAAGGAACAUCCCAGACAAUCAAAGUUACAUUUGUGCCCGAAAAGCCCAUCAACUAUUACAGAAGGGUGAUCUGCCUCGUCCACAAUCAGGAUCCUCUUUAUCUGGAUCUCUUUGGUACUUGCCACUCAGAUCAAAUAACACCAGGAGUCCUGCAGAAAAAGCAUAUUGAAAGAUAUGACAUUCAUAAAACAAGGGGACUAUCACGCAUCUCUCCAGAGGAUUUGAGAAGUUGGUUGAAGGAUGAAAGAAUAUUUGUUGGGGAGGAUGGGUGUUUAGAAGUCAAAGAUGAUAUUUUAAAUGACGAGUUGGUAUUUUCAAAAGUAGAAGAUGGACCUAUGGAAGAAUUCUUCAAUGAUGGAACAGUUGACGAAUUGUCAACUACAGUGCCUCACAUCUGUGUUGAUGUUCGUUCCGUGGAAUUCUCGAGAUGCACUCCCGGACAAGUGUAUCAUAAGACAAUAAACGUCACCAACCAUACUCAAGGGAAAGUUUCUUGUAUAUGGAACUCGGGCAAGAAAGGCAACCCAUUCUCAGUCCAGCCAUCAGAGUCUGACAUUUUACCUCUGCAAAGCAUUUCCUUUAGCAUUAGAUUCAAGCCAACUGUUUCCGGGCAGUUCUUUUCUGCAGAGGUUGAGGGAUUUGCGUUCUAUAAGAGCAUGAGAGACCAUCGACUCGUGGAAGAUGCCACAAUGUGUCCUCCUUGGUGUUUAACAACAAUAGCUACAGGACAUACAUUUCCUCAAAAGAGUGAAACGUUUUUACCUGACUGCGAAUUCAACACGAGGAAUUUGAUAUUUUCACCUGUGACGACAAUCAACUCUUCAUACAAAACCUUGUUGUUAACUAACAACGGGAAGAAUCCAGUGGAUUUUGCUUUUGACGAAGACGAAUCAAGAGCCUUUAGUUGCAAACCAGCAAGAGGUCUUCUGCAAGAUCAGUUCCAGGUUAUAGUUUUCCGAUACACGCCCGAUGAUUAUGGGACUUGCACCAAAAGCCUCGCUUGCAGGAUCAAUGCUUCUGAAAAAUACACAAAGGAUAUAAAUCUUGCUGCAUCUGCUGAAAUCCCAGAUUUGCAAAUACAAGCCAAUGGAGCAGUUUACUUUCAACCCACCUACGUUGGUACGACAUCUGAACUGAAAGUUUCUCUAAAGAAUCCGUGCAGGAUUCCUUUACGCUUCGAAUGGAAAGUUCUUACAACCGACAAAGACCAACUUUCUGUCGAAAAUUCAAGUGGGAUAAUUUAUUCAAAUGAAGUACAGACACAUAAUUGGAAAUUUAAACCGAACAGAGAAGGCAAACAACUUUUUAAAGUGAGACUUGUUGCUUCUUCUCCCGACGGACAAUUUGAUACAGCAGCGAAGGCAAUUGUUCUUCGACUUAUUGGCGAAGGUCAAAUGGGCUCACUUUCUUGCUAUCCAGAAGAAUUAGAUCUUGGCAAUGUCGUUGUUGGCAUCACUGUUAGUAAAAGUGUGAGUCUUCAAAAUGAAAGUGACUGUGGAUUGCACUAUACCUUGGUGGUGGAUGAAACAGAAGUUGGAUCUUUCUCUGAGCAGAAUUUGCAUAAGGAUUCCAAAGCCUUAGAGUUGGGGGAGGCAAAAGGAUUCCUUCCUGCCCGAUCACGAAAAUCCGUCGAGUUUAAAAUUCAACCUACCAAAAGAUGCAAAUAUGUUUGCAAGAUUCUAUGCCAGCUCAUGUCCUCGAAAGAUACUGAAAGUGACAACGCGUCAUCCCAUAAAGCAGUUGAGCUUACAUGUCUUUGUACGGUCGUAGUCAAAGGUGUUUACCCAACCCUGGCAAUUAACGAUGUUAGAGGCUUAGGAUGUGUGCAAGGAUACAGUCGGAAGCGCCUGUGGAAUAUUUUAUCGAUAGAUAGGUUUAAUAGUUGUCUGGAUGCAGACCCUGGAUCACAAGAACUACUUUACAAAGUGCCAACCAGACACAGCACUAGACGUCGUAUGCCAGUGCACACCAGAGCGGUUUUAGACUUCAACUUUGGAUCAGCUCCUCAUCUAUCAGAAUCAUGCCAAGUAUUGAUCAAUUUGCAGAAUACUGGCAGUGCUAUUGUCGAAUGGAACUUUUUAUUUCCAACUGAUCUUCAACUUGAUAUCGAGUUCUGGGCACAAACAGGAGAGUUUGAUGACGAUGAGUUGCACGAGAUGUUUGUUCUGGACCAAGGUUUGUUCAGUAUACAUCCGAAGAAGGGCAAGCUAUUUGCUGGAGAAUCUCAAGUCGUCUCAUUGGCCUACAGCCAUUCAGCAGUUGGUGUUCAUCGACUACCCGUGCUUUUUAAAGUUUCCAGAGGCAGAGAAAUUCUGCUCAAUUUCAUCGGCCACACAGUGUCUCCAGAUGAACGAUAUCUUCAUUUUUCGAACACAAAGCACAUGUUUGACCCUAUACCGGUUGGGAAGAAGACCCCGCCCAUUCAGAUGUUUCCACUGCAUAAUGGUGGUGGACAGCCUGUCGAAUUUCAGCUAGAUGUCUCCCCAUUAGACGAAAUACAAGAGAAAAAUUGUGGAUGGAAGAUAUUUGAAUGUCUUAACCCAACAGGGAUUAUUAAUCCUGGUGAAACCAUAUUUAUUUCAUGGAUAUUCUCUCCUCUGGAAGCAAAAAUGUAUUCUGUUGAUGUUAUGAUUCAUGUAAUUGGAGGUGAGAGCAAUUUUGUUACAUUCACUGGAGUUGGUUACGAACAGUCAGUGAUGGGGCCUACUAUGAACUUAGCGGACCAGAACGAUGGUACACUUCCUAAAAAGCAACUUAUUCCCGUUGCAGAACAGUUGAUGUAUUUAUCAGAAGAGCGACUGUCAUUUGACAACGUACCUUUGUUGUCAGCGGUUAAACGUGUCCUGUUCUUGAAGAACGUGUCAACAACGUACGCGAUUUCAUUUCGAUGGCUGCUGGAGAAAUCCCCUGUUUCUGAAGUUAUCUCCAUUGAACCAGCGCAGGGAUACAUUGAGCCUUCGGAGUCUUCCAUUUGCAAGGUAACAUUUUUAUCAAAGGGGCCACCAGCCAUCUACGAUCUUGACUGUGUUUGCGAGGUGGUGAAUGAAACUCUGAUGGCAAAAUACAACAAAGAACUGGUUGAGUGGCACAGAAAACAAGAAGAAAAGAAGCUGCAUUUUACAAUAAAAGAAUCAGAUCUUGAAGCAGCUAACAAGCGACCUGGCUCGGGACCCAGUAAACUUAGAUCGAUUGAUGCAGUGUAUAAACUGAACAGAUCGGAUUCUGAUCUCAAGAAAUACGAUGCCCUGCCACCAAUCGGGCUGGAAACAAACUCUACCAUAAACGAUAGUGGAACUGAACAACACCCCUUACCACCUGAUACAUUUCCUGUUCAUAUGGGUGUCACUGCCAGGACGCAUUCAAUUGAAGAAUUUAGAUCAAAUUUCAUCAGCGUUGCAGACCAAUACAUCAUACAGAGCACUUCACAUGAUGCUAAAUUAACCAAAAGCAAUAAACCCGAGAAGAGGAAUUGCAGUAAAGAAGAGUACAACGUGAUGGCCAGCAUCAUGCCUCUCAUUCUUAUGGAUCUUUUGGAAGACAAAGACUUUGCGGUGGCUAUAAAGAAAAUUCGAGAUGAACCUGUACCAUAUUUUGGUAUGAUAACAGGGGAUGGCAGCGAUGAUGCUGAAGACUGUGAAAUGACAAUGGCUACAGUUGCGGCUGCAGUACCUAUGGAGCAAGAAAUGAAAUCUGAAAGUGAGCUGCCCCAUUUAGAGAAAAAAGAAGCUGAAGAAAAAUUGGACAAAGAAGAUGCACAGGGCAAGCUAGAGUUUGAAGAUAACGGAGAAAGAACAAGUUCAAUCGAGGACAAUAUGGCGGAGAACCAAAGAGCCAAAGCAAAUGAAACUGAUCGGCUGUUGAGAGAGAGGCAGACAUGGAAAGGAUCUGAAGAGUUCGCAAAAUUACUGGAUGAAGUGUUUGAGAACACCGUUUUCAAUCUUAUGACUGAAGCAAGCAACGGAGAGAUUAACUUAACAGCUAGGCCAAGACUCGUAGCACUUCCACCUAGUGCUAAGGGGAGCAGAAAGGCAUAAAUGAUUGAGAACUUACGCACAAGAACAAUCGUAUGUUAGGCCUGUUGCUGUGAAUUGUAACUAUUUGUAAUUAAGAUUUAUGUUGUAUUAUAUUUCCGUACACUUUGUACACUGUAUAAACAUGUUUUUGUGCCUUGUUCGAGGAGGAUGAUAACUUUUAUUGCUUAAAUGAUCCAUUUGAAAUCGUCCACUUUUAACCGUAUCUGUAUUGUUAUGUGGUAUUCAACUUAAUUGGAUGAUAUUUUAACAAAUGCUUUCAUCAAAGAUAAAUUUGCUAUUUCUUGUUUUGUACUUAGGAUGUUAUGGGUUUUUAUAGUAAUUCGAAGACAUUGACAGGCACUGCCUAGCGAUGAGAAAAGUGGGGUUCUAAAAAGGUGGGGGGGAGCUAAAAUCGAAUAAAAAGUGGCUUGACUGAUGAUUCAUUGGUAAUUUUUGCAUUUUGACAAAAUGUAGGGGGCUAUAGCCCCACAGCCCCUUCUCCGUGGUGAUACUUGUUUAGGACAAAUAAUAUCUGGGUACAUUAUUGCGGCUGUGGUUUGAGUAAAAAAAGUAACGUGAAGUGACAUCUUGACUAUGAUUGUGGGCACUCAACUUUUAGAGAACAAAACUUUGCUACUAUUUUACUAAAGUGUUGUACCGAUUGUG